AUGAAGUAUUCCGCCCUUCUUUCCCUUGCCCUGGUCGGAUCCGCUGAGGCUUUCCGUACCCAAGCAACCAAGAAGCAACCGCGCAAGCUUGAGGAAUGUAACAACGCCCCCGAUAUCUUCACGGACGACUACACCACCUUCGGAGCUACCUACAAAGUCAAUUCCUACAGGGGUAAUCCCAACUGCCAAGACUUGGGAUUUGCCUAUGGAUACAAGAUGGAUGAGCGAUGCUUUGAUGCCACCGACCAUCCCUUUGGCACCGAAGACAGCUCCAUCAAGUACGCCAAGACACAGGGUGACUGCGCUUCUGGCACUACUCCCUCUGGAACCUUCACCACCAAGUGCAUCGACGAUGGUGAGACCCCAGAGACUGCUGCUCCUACCGUGGAGUGUGAGUACGACUGGGUGGUCGACCACGACGUUGCCACUUCUCCCGCUGAGGUUGGCAUCCACGUUGAGAUGUUCCCCUAUGCAGAGAAGGCUCACUUCAACAUCACCCUUGAUGAUCCCCAGUACGGAGGUAAAACUUUCACUGAUGGAUGGUGCAUUGACUGGGACCGUCUCAUCGGUACCCAAGACUGGGAUGUUGAUAUCUUCAGUUUUGCCUCGAUGCCAUCCCCGCCGCUGCUUUGGACAAGCACGACAUGCUCCCCAACUUGGCAUGGUUGA
Molecule: messenger RNA, 669 nt
Organism: Seminavis robusta
Lineage: Eukaryota; Bacillariophyta; Bacillariophyceae; Naviculales; Naviculaceae
Source: the annotation of a GenBank genome assembly